AUGCAGAAGACGGAGGAAACCGCUUUGAACCCAUCAAAGGUAGCAAAAGAUACGAGAGAUGCCGAAGCUCAAACUCCACCCAAACCCAAGAGCAAACACAGGCGUAGAAACAUUUGCCUUGGGGUGACAGCCGCCGUCAUCGUGGUUUUCGUUCUGGUGGUGGUCAUCUUAGCAUUUACAGUGUUCAAAGCCAAAGAACCCUCCACCACCGUCGACUCAAUCACUCUGAAUAACCUCCGUGUGUCUUUAGACUCCGCCAGGAUGGGAGUCAAUCUAAAUAUGACGUUGGACGUGGAUCUCACCGUUACGAAUCCAAACAAGGUGGGCUUCAAGUACAAAAACGGUUCUGCUUUGUUGGACUAUAAAGGUGAAGUUUUUGGGGAAGUUCCAAUUCCCGCCGGAAAGAUUGGAGCCGAUGAUACCAAACCCAUGAAUGUAACAGUUACGGUGAUGGCUGAUCGCUUGCUAUCCAAUUCCCAAUUAUAUACAGAAGUUUUAUCGGGUGUCAUGACUGUGAGCACGGUGAUAAAGAUUUCUGGAAAAGUGUUGAUUUUUAACAUAUUUAAAGUGAGUGCAGACACGACAACCACCUGCGAUAUUACUGUCUUUAUUUCCAAUUCUACGGUUGGAGAUCAGAACUGCAAGUACAAGGCAAAGCUGUAG
This is a messenger RNA of Manihot esculenta (cassava), 663 nucleotides long. RefSeq lists its product as uncharacterized. Lineage: Eukaryota; Viridiplantae; Streptophyta; Magnoliopsida; Malpighiales; Euphorbiaceae. The coding region runs from base 1 to 663 and encodes 220 amino acids. The record is from RefSeq and is a predicted model, not a curated record. The transcript has a single exon.